Messenger RNA from Cyphellophora europaea CBS 101466, 1494 nucleotides. RefSeq lists its product as uncharacterized. The transcript has a single exon. Gene Ontology annotation, molecular function: protein-lysine N-methyltransferase activity; protein binding. The record is from RefSeq and is a predicted model, not a curated record. The coding region runs from base 1 to 1494 and encodes 497 amino acids. Gene Ontology annotation, biological process: peptidyl-lysine monomethylation. Lineage: Eukaryota; Fungi; Ascomycota; Eurotiomycetes; Chaetothyriales; Cyphellophoraceae.
AUGAAUGUUACCGAGAACCUAGACGCGGACCCUGUCCCAGAACUUCUCCGAUACUGCCAAGAGCGACAAGUCUAUAUCAACCCUAAGAUAUGUCCGAAACGAGUCGAAGGCCGUGGGCUUGGCGUCUAUGCUACUGGCCGCCUCAUCAAGGGCGAGAGACUGAUCCACGUGCCAACUGCGACUCUCUUCACCACGCGACGUGUCCCAAAUAGCUUCGCCAACGCUCAUGCCCGCAAGAGCAUUCCCGUUCAUGCUCUUCUCGCGGCUUAUUUCGCAUUCGGGGACGAUGAACAGCACCGGAGCCUAGCGCCAUGGAUGGCUACCUGGCCGAAACUGUCGGAUUUCACAGCCAGCAUGCCAAUGACCUGGAAUCCAUUGUCCCGUACUGGUGUUGGGAAUCUUUCCUCGCAAAAACUCGACUCUGAAGCACCGCCUUCUGAAAGUAGUGGUUUUAGUCCUAUUCCACCGCCACUAAUAGGCAGCUAUCUCUCUUUUAACGACUCCACGAUGGACGGUUGUGGGUCAACCACGCUAGUCUCGGCCCAAUUGUCCAAAUUUCGAGCACACGUAAGCUCACUCAAACCAAUCUUGGAUUCUGAGGUCUACCAUCAGCUGCAAGAUCCCUAUUCGCCAAGUCGCUAUCGCUUCAUUCACGCUUGGUUGUGUGUCAACACGCGAUGCUUCUCCUACACUACACCAGGAACGAAGCGGCCUUCGGAUCCGAACGAAGCAAUGGCUCUGUGCCCUGGAAUGGAUCUCUUCAAUCAUGCCGCAACACCAAGCGUCAAGACCAAGUAUGAUAGGAGUGGCUAUUUCACGGUAGCAGAUCGCGCACAUGAAGUUGGCGAGGAGAUCCUGUUCAACUACGGUCACCACGUUAAUGAUGUCUUGUGGACAGAAUACGGGUUUCUGCUCGAUGAGCUUUCUUACGAUGCGAUCAGGAUUGACAAACUUGUCCUUGCCGGGCUUGACGAGAAGCAGAGGGGGCUCUUGGAGCAUCACGGCUACCUGAAUGACUACUGGUUGACUAAGGAUGGUGUUUGCUGGCGAACUGAAGUUGUUGGCUGGCUGUCAGUGCUGAGUCAGAAUCAGUGGGAAAGCAUGCUUGAAGGCAACUACGAUCCCGAAGCAGAUGAGACCAUAGGCAAACACCAAGUCAGCGAGAAGAAGAUCCUCAAGAGAAAGAGGCAAGGUUUGGUCGCGGCGCACAGGCUAAUUUGUGCGAGCUGGAUUGCAAGAGUGGAGAAAGACGCUCGAGUAUCUUUGAAAGGCCUGUCUACAAUGUCUAUGGCCGAGGUGCUGCAGAUCUUGGGUGACAGCGACUCUGCCAUCCGAAACCAGCGUUCUCACGAUGUGCACGAUCUUAGCGAUGCUGAAGUCCAGGAGAUCAAGACAAAGGAAGCCCGAGAGCGGCACGCCAUGUGCGUAAAGCGGUGGACACAGCUUCUCGAGCUCGGCACUCGGGCGAGAGAGGCCACCGAGACAGUCAAGUGA